AUGAACAUGUUAUCUAGGCUUGCUUUAAGGUCUACUAUCAGACCAAGGAAUAUAUUACAAUCAAGUCGAUUGUUUAGUGUUUCCGCAGGAAGAUUACAAGAACAACCUCAAAACUCCACCAAUGAACCAGCUGCUAAACCAAAGAAAAGACCAUUGAGUAGAGUUGCCAUUGGUGGUUCUUCAGACCAGAAUAAAAGACAAGGAUUUGGUAUGUCAGUUGAGUUUGCUACAUGGAAGGCUGUUCUUCUUUUAUUGACAGUAGGUGGGUUUGGUGCCUAUUAUUUUCAAAGAGAAAAAGAAAGAUUACACAAAAGACGUGAAAUGGAAGCUAAUAAAUCUAUUGGUACUCCAUUGAUUGGUGGUCCAUUUACGUUGCAAGAUACCAAAGGUAACAAAUUUACAGAGCAAAACUUGGUUGAUCCCAAUUUCAAGAGAUUUUCCAUUUUAUAUUUUGGAUUCACUCAUUGUCCAGAUGUUUGUCCUGAAGAAUUGGAUAAAUUGGGAGAUAUGUUGGAUAAAUUGGCCAAAGAUGGUGUACCUAUACAACCAGUAUUUAUCACAUGUGAUCCUGCCAGAGACACUCCUGAAGUUCUUGAUGCGUACUUGAACGAUUUCCAUCCAGGUAUAAUUGGGUUGACUGGUACAUUUGAACAAGUCAAGAAUACUUGUAAAAAAUUCAGAGUGUAUUUCUCCACCCCACCCGAUGUCAAGCCAGGUCAAGAUUACUUGGUUGACCAUCUGAUUUUCUUUUAUUUGAUUGAUCCAGAAGGUAACUUUGUUGAUGUUAUUGGUAGAGAAUCCGAAGCUCUCGAGAGUGCAACGAAAAUAGCCAAAUACUCUGAAGCUUUUAUCCCAGAAAAAGAGAGAAUACAGAAAAAGGAAGGAAUCUUUGGAUUUCUUUAUAAAUGA
Messenger RNA from Candida dubliniensis CD36, 909 nucleotides. RefSeq names its product Cu-binding protein (gene SCO1). NCBI's taxonomy places the organism in Eukaryota, Fungi, Ascomycota, Pichiomycetes, Serinales, Debaryomycetaceae. The transcript has a single exon. Gene Ontology annotation, cellular component: mitochondrial inner membrane. The coding region runs from base 1 to 909 and encodes 302 amino acids. The record is from RefSeq and is a predicted model, not a curated record. Gene Ontology annotation, molecular function: copper ion binding; copper chaperone activity. Gene Ontology annotation, biological process: intracellular copper ion homeostasis; mitochondrial respiratory chain complex IV assembly.